This is a messenger RNA of Melitaea cinxia (Glanville fritillary), 1031 nucleotides long. RefSeq names its product beta-1,4-galactosyltransferase 7. The coding region runs from base 108 to 1004 and encodes 298 amino acids. The transcript has 3 exons. The record is from RefSeq and is a predicted model, not a curated record. Gene Ontology annotation, molecular function: xylosylprotein 4-beta-galactosyltransferase activity. NCBI's taxonomy places the organism in Eukaryota, Metazoa, Arthropoda, Insecta, Lepidoptera, Nymphalidae. Gene Ontology annotation, biological process: proteoglycan biosynthetic process; carbohydrate metabolic process.
CACUUGUCAGUUCAUAAGUUUUUGUUGUUCUUAUUGGUUGGCGGCCCAAAAUUUUCAAGAUUAUUAAUUAAAUAAUGAAUAUUACUGACUCUUGAUACGAGUAAUUAAUGUUUAGGAGUUUUAGUUUAAUGGGUUACCGUGUAUCUGGAUCAAAAUGUCUUACAGUAUGUUUAGGAUUCACUUUCAUUAUGGGAUGCUUCCUGGCUUCUCUUCCUAUCGUACCUUCAGAGUACACAAACCUCCAGAUAACGUCAACGCUUAGCAAGAAAAAAUUAGCAAUAAUAGUACCAUUCAGAGACAGAUUCGAUGAACUCCUAGAAUUUGUACCCCACAUGUAUAAAUUUCUUAAUAAACAGAACAUACCUUUUCACAUAUUUAUCGUCCAACAGAAAGACAAUAAUCGUUUUAACCGAGCCUCUCUUAUAAACGUCGGAUUCAUUUACACUAAGAAAGACUACGACUACAUUGCUAUGCAUGACGUAGAUUUACUCCCGUUGAAUAAUAAAUUACACUACGGCUACCCCAAAAGCGGUCCAUUUCAUAUAUCGUCACCUCAAACCCACCCAAAGUAUCAUUAUGAUACUUUUAUAGGUGGUAUAUUAUUAAUAAAACGGGAGGAUUAUGAGUUGGUCAAAGGUAUGUCAAAUAACUACUGGGGUUGGGGGUUGGAAGAUGACGAAUUUUACGUGAGGUUAAAGGAGGCCGGGUUGAAAGUUUUCAGACCUGAAAAUAUUACUACAGGACCAGACAAUACAUUUAAACAUAUACAUGACAAGACAUAUCGCAAACGUGACACGAGGAAAUGCUUCAACCAAAGAGACGUGACACGACAUCGUGACAGAGUGACCGGAGUCCACGAUGUCGCUUACAAAAUACACAGUACUCACAACGUAUCUAUAGACUCUUUACCCAUCACAGUGUUAAAUGUUGAACUAAUUUGUAAUAAGAAUGUUACACCUUGGUGCCAGUGUCCCGACCCGCCUAAAGUUAAAAAAGUGAAAUAAAAUAUACAAUUAUUUAUUUAAUCCUAA